Messenger RNA from Choiromyces venosus 120613-1, 1664 nucleotides. NCBI's taxonomy places the organism in Eukaryota, Fungi, Ascomycota, Pezizomycetes, Pezizales, Tuberaceae. The record is from the annotation of a GenBank genome assembly.
GUUGGACUAAAAUAUUGGAAAAGCUGAGUCUGCUUGGAAAUCUUACCCAAUACGGCGCCAAAGAAUGCCUUUUGCAUUUAGUCCUUGGUGAAUGGAAAAACCGACAAAUUCCAGAGAAGGAUAUGGAGCAUGAACCUUCAGCAGCGCCUGACAAAAACAGGGCAGAAUAUCAAAGUCUUCUUCCACCUCUCCCGACUGGGGCCAGCUCUGGCCAUGUGACAAUUAUUCUCCAGCCAGUUCCCAAAUUGGAAGAAGACAGCUGUUAUCCACGCAAGGAAAAUUUGAGCUUCAGCGACUGGCAUCCAAUAUUCUCAGUGUUGCCCUCCAGGGAAUCAGCGAUUCAAACGUGCUACCUCAUAUCCACAUAUGGCUCGAUAUGUUUAGAUGCAAGGACUUUGCGGUUCCGGAAAAAGGUCGUGGGAGACCACUUCCAGGGGAAUACACUUUACGAGGUCUUGAAUGGGCACAGAAAUACUUUCCUAACUAGCCAUUGGUUUGAAGACGUGCAAGUGGAUGAAGAAGAGCAUUCAGCAGAGGUUCCAUCUAUGGAGAAUGUCCAUAUUGAGCGUAUCUUGUGGCUUGCCACUCAGGUUGCUACUAAUGGUAGAUGUUUGGUCUACACCAAUGAGAAACUUCAAGUUGAUCCGGCUUUGGUGGCGAGAAUUGAAGAGCGAAAGCUAGAAGCGACGAUUGCUCACCAGCAGGAAUUAGGCGAGUCAAGAAUGACACCAACUUCAGAGGACUCUAACUCGUUUUCACCACUAGUCAUGUCUAUAUCAGAGGAUGGCGAUUAUGUGCUCGUGGGCCAGUCGGGGGAAGUCAGACGUCUCAAACAACAGCGUCAGCCCAAGUCGCAAUUCAAGGCCGGUGGCAAGGCUACUGAUUCAGCAGAGGUGCCUAAACAAGCAGUUGCAAAGGGACCGGUAUCUCUCAAAGAGAAAUUUUCGAUUUUAGUCGUUGAUACUAAUCUACUACUACUCAGCCAAUCUGAGAUCUUCAAGCUAAUGGUGUCGACAUUCAAUUGGUCUAUAUUGAUACCUAAUACUGUCACCGCAGAACUCCUUGGCUUGACGAAUAGCACGGGCCCUGUUGGGGACUCCGCAAAGGCCGCUAUGAUUGCAAUCCAUGAGACCCUCGUUGAUAAGAGAGAUGUGAAAGUUGUCACCGCGAAGGGAAGCAAUGUGACCAACAUCGGCUUCUACAAGGAACUUGAUAACCCUGGAGACGACGAGCAGCGCAAAACAACCGAUGACAUCAUCAUUGAAAUCACGAAACUGCAGGGAGAGGCACGGGGAUAGGCAAUGCCCGGAGAUUAUGGCGAUUGUGAAGCGGCAGUUUUGAUUACUGAAGACAGUAAUAUGCGUGUUAAGGUUAACGCUCGAGGCGUCGCUGCUAUUCCGGCAUCUGCCUUAAAAAAGUUUCUAUCCCCUCGGGCAGGUUCGGCUCGACCGAAACGCAAGCAAUUAGGUGCUCCGGCAGCCCCUCCGGACGAGCCCGGGGGUGAAGUGAAGUGGCGUUUGUGGAAACAAGGAAUUUGAUUCUGUUUUGAACGCGCAUCCUAUAUAGGCUCUGUAAGAAAAAAAGAGGCAGUUAUAGCAGUGUUUAGUUUUAGGGGGUUAUAUUCGUCAAUGGAGGAUUUUUGGGGGGUUUGUUUCUUUUGUUUG